AUGGACGGUGACAAGGAGCAGAGGAACAAGAGCCACAAGAGCCGGCAGGCUGGUAGCAAGGCUGCCAAAAAGGAGGAAUUUCGCAAGAAGAAGGCAGGCAUCGAGCUUGAGCCCAACCGUGGCAAAAACAGGAAGGCAUUUCAGGGUCCAACAGCAGAAAGUCGCAAGGGACAAAAAAUUCUUCGAAGCCUUGAAAAACGCGAGACGGCACUGCAUGUACCCACAGUGGAUAAGACCCUCCGACACAUUGUGGCGGAACCCCCGCUGCUCGUUGCUGUGGUGGGACCACCAGGUGUUGGCAAGUCAACAUUGAUCCGCUCCAUGGUGAAGUUCUACAGCAACCGCAAUGUGCAGACAGUGCGGGGGCCCAUCACGGUGGUGGCGGGUCGUAGUCGUCGUGUGACAUUCAUCGAGUGUCCGAACACACUGACGGCGAUGUGCGAUAUCGCCAAAGUGGCGGAUCUCAUUUUGCUUAUGGUUGACGGCAGUUUUGGCUUUGAGAUGGAAACGUUUGAGUUUCUCAAUAUUUCUCAGGUUCACGGGUUUCCCCGCAUGUUUGGUGUUGUUUCUCAUCUUGAUCAGCUUAAGACUGGCAAGGCACUGAAGAAGCGAAAGAAGUUUCUUCGACAUCGUUUUUGGCAUGAAGUGGCAGCUGGGGCAAAGCUGAUGUGUUUAGCACCCAUGGUACGUGGCAUGUAUCGUUCCACUGACGUUCUCAAGCUGCAUCGACUCCUCAUUUGCGUGGAGCCUAAGUUACAGAACUGGCGGAACACCCACAGCUGUGUACUGAUUGAUCGCUAUGAGGACAUUACGGCCCCACAGAACAUUGUGGAGGAUGAGAACUGCAACCGCACGAUUGCCUUCUACGGGUACACACGUGGAAAGCCGUUGAAACCGCAACAAGUUGUACACAUUCCUGGAUUGGCAGAUUUUCCUAUUGCUCACAUCUCUCAACAAGAGGACCCCUGUGCCAUCGAUGAUCACCAAGGCAGUGGCAAUUCACAGGGGCACAAGAUGCGGCAUCUUAGCAUGAAACAAAAACGUAUUUAUGCCCCUCACUGCAAUGUGAGCGGUGUGAUGUACGACGACGACGCUAUAUACAUCCAGGAGGACGCAGAGAAGGGGAUGAUUGAGCGCUCCGGUGAGGGACUGCAGUAUAUAAGAGAACUGCAGCGUGCGAAGCCUAUGGACGCCGCCGCCACGGAUUUGGACGUCGUCCGUCGUCCUGUAGUAUUUCGCGACGAGGAUGCGAUGGAGCUUGAUAUGGAUGAGGUGGAGGCGCCUUCAGAUGAGGAAGAUGAAGGCAGCAGCAGCAGUAGCAGCAGCAGAAACGAUGACUUGGAGGAUCGUAUGC
This is a messenger RNA of Trypanosoma cruzi, 1354 nucleotides long. RefSeq lists its product as uncharacterized. Gene Ontology annotation, biological process: maturation of SSU-rRNA from tricistronic rRNA transcript (SSU-rRNA, 5.8S rRNA, LSU-rRNA); ribosome biogenesis; endonucleolytic cleavage of tricistronic rRNA transcript (SSU-rRNA, 5.8S rRNA, LSU-rRNA). The transcript has a single exon. Gene Ontology annotation, molecular function: U3 snoRNA binding; GTP binding; GTPase activity. Gene Ontology annotation, cellular component: nucleus; 90S preribosome. Lineage: Eukaryota; Euglenozoa; Kinetoplastea; Trypanosomatida; Trypanosomatidae. The record is from RefSeq and is a predicted model, not a curated record. The annotation marks the transcript as partial.